Arctia plantaginis is the source of this 483-nucleotide messenger RNA. The record is from the annotation of a GenBank genome assembly. Lineage: Eukaryota; Metazoa; Arthropoda; Insecta; Lepidoptera; Erebidae.
AUGAAUAAUUUAUCGCGGUGUGUCGAUUCGGGGCUAACAUCCCCGGGUCUUGCGGGGUGUCCCCUCAGUGCGGGGACCGGGGUUACGGGCAGCGGGAGGGGGCACGAUCGCCGUCAGUCCGCGCCGAGCGGCCGAGCGAGCGCCAUGUUCGCGUGUGCGCCGCGCGCCUGCUGCCGGCCGCGCGCCCCGCCGACUCUGCUUGACAUAACAGCAAAAAUAGUCGCCGCCGCGAUCCCGUUCCAACGUAUUGAGGAGCGAUAUGAACGUAUCCCAGAGCCGGUGCAACGUCGCGUCGUGUAUUGGUCAUUCCCGAGGGAUGAACGCGACAUCUGUAUGUACUCGUCGCUGGCGCGAGCGCCUCCUGACGACCAUCGCAACAUCGCCUUCUGCCGCGGCCUGAAGCUGCUUGAGGCCGGUUGUGUGGAGAACGUGCUACAAGUCGGUGAGUGUCCGAGGCCGAGCGCGCCUGCGCCUGUUUACUAA